CCCUUUUCUUAAUUUUUCAUCUCAAUUUGAUAACCUUUUGCUUUUGAUUUCUCUCCUUUUUGGUUGAUUGUAUUGGUGAGAUAAUGUUAGGCUGUUAGUGCUAAUGGGUUUAAUCUAUUUUAUUGUUUCGUGUGGGUUUGGAUGACUUUGGAUAUUGGAUUGUGCCUGUGUGGUUGCCGAGAAAUGGUUCGGGUAAGGUGCUUUGUAGAGUUUUUGGGUAUGUUUGGCUGCUGAGAAAUGGGUCUUGGAACUUGUUUGCAUGGUGGGAGUGGCUUUGAACGGGUUUUUGGCGAAUUUUGUUUUUGAUUUCUUUCCUUUAUGUUCUACCGUAUGGGUAAGAUGAUGUCAGUUUCUAUGAUUUGAAUAUAUUUUAUCACUUUGUGGUGUUGGAUGAGUUGGGGGUGUCAGGCUAUGGUCUGUUUGGUUGCUAUGAAAUGAGUCGGGGAAGUUGGUUUUAUAGGUGGUGGGUGUUUUGAGUCAGUUUUGGGUGUGUUUGGCAGCUCAGAAAUGGCUAUGGAAACUUGUUUGCUUGCGCAAUAGGAGUAGUUUUUUUUGUCCUUUUCUAUUGUUUCAGUGUGUUAGUGAGAUGAUCUCAGUGUUGAUGAUUUUAAUCUAUAUUGUUUAUUUGUAUUGUUUUAGAGGAGUUUGGAUGUUGGAUUGCGCACUGUUUGGUUCCCGAGAAAUGAUUGGGGAAGGGUUUUAUUUAUUUAUUUAUUUAUUAUUAUUAUUUUUUUAGUUUUACUUUUUUCAUUUAGUAUGAGUUCUGACCAAGUUUGCAUAUGUUUCUUGCCAAGAAAUGGCUCUCGGAAGUUGUUUGCAUGGUUAGUGUAAUUUUGAAUGAGUUUGGCUGUGUUUGAUUGCUGAGAAAUGAGUAUAGGAAGUUGUUUGCUUGCAAGUUGGUGUGGUUUUGAAUCAGUUUGAGGGAAUUUAUAUUCUUUAACAACAUUUGCAGAUGAAAAUGGGAAACUUUAAUGAAAUUUGGAAAAUAAAAGGUGACACUUUAACUACAUCUGGAAAUGGAAUUGGGAGAAAUAAUAAUUUUGAUAGUUCUAGGAGGGAUUCUGUUUAAAAAUAAAUGUACAUUUUAGGGAACACAAUUGUGAAUUGUUUUCUGCGAAGUUUUUUGUUAUGAUGGUAGUUGGAACUUGCCACCAUUAUGCUAAUCAUAAUUCCUGGGAGAAAGAUUACGGUUAGUUGGAUUCUUGGAAAACACAGAGAAAGGGGAAAAAAUAGGAACAUAUAUCAAAUUCUCGGAAAAUGAAAUACAACAAAAAUUAUUUGAGGACUUCUGCAUUUUUUCAAAUACUUCAUUUUUCAUUUAAAAUGCUAAUAAAGUUGGAGAAAUACUGAAAAAGGAAAUUUAUUGAGUUCAAACUUGUUUUAGUUUUAUUUUUCUUUCCCAUUUACCUCCAACUUCCCUUUCCCACUUGCAAUUUCUGAUGUCCAAAUAAAGCCAUAAAAAUUAAAAAGGAGGAAAUUAUGAGAGAAUGUUGCAUAUAGAUGUAGCUUUGCUUGUUUGUAUUUUUUUCCCCUUUAGGCAAAACUGGGGCAAAAUCAUGAGUAAUGAAUGGGUAUUAUAAAAUUUCUUGUGAAGAGAUUUCAGGGUUUAUUAUUUUAUUUUAUAAAUUUUUUAAGACAUAUUUUGGGAUGUUUUACACUCAAUCAGCCUCUGUUUUCUUUAUUUUUCUGGAGGUAGAUCUUUCCAUCAUAGUCCUAAACCUCUUUUUAAGAUUAAAGCUUGACCUAAACACCCGAAAGCCUAUAGUAUUUGCAAUCCUCAAAAUUGUUUAUCCAAAAUUCAGGUUUUGUUUCAUAAGGUUUUUGAAAUUAGUUCUCAAAAUUAGUUUUUGAUGAAUAAAAUUAGUUUUUAGGAACAAAAUUUUGUUUGGGAAUUCAAAGAUAAAAAACAAUUUUCCAGGUCUAUUCCCUGUGAAGAUAUUUUGCAAUUAUAUACAACACAAAAGCUCUCAGCUUAUUCUCCAUAUUUCUAAUUGAUACUAAGAAGUGAGAGCACUCUGUAAAAAAAUCUGAAAGCACCUCAAACUUGUUAUUAAAAAUCACCUUGUUUUCAAAACAAAUUUUCAAAAAAUUGUUUUAAUAUGAACUUUGCCAAAUGUGCUUUUGAUGUUAGAAAGCCAUUUUAUUUUAAAGAACAGAAAACUAUUUUUAAAAACAGUUUCCGAAUAGUUCCUUAGCUAAUUAUUGUCUCUCAACUGUGCCUUUUUCUAUCUAUAUUUCAUUAGUAAACCCUGAAAUUAUUUUUCUUGCUGCACGAACUAAUUAUUGUAACCUUUUCUAAACAAUGGCCCACUAAUAGAGAGAUUCUGGAGAACAAAUUCAAGGUUUAAUUGCUGUAUUGCUUCUACAUUUGGUUCUGAUGUGUUGGUAAGAUAUAUGAGAACAUCUCUUCUAAAUCAUUGGCACUCAUAAUUAUUGCCAACUGUUUGAAUAUUGAAGGUUUUUGUCCGUAUUUGGAUAAGAAGGUUUUUUCCCCACUCCCUUAUUAUCCUGAAACUUUGGCACAAAAUUUAUCACUAAAUAUUCUUAAAUAACUGUGGGAGUAUCAUUAAUUGUGUAUCUGUACAUUGAUCUAUCUUAGUUGGAAUUUGGUUCAACUAUUGUUGGAAAACUGGAACUUCCCAUAACAGUACUAUGUCAUUGCCUGAACUAAAGCAAUCAACUGCAUCUGUAUUUUCACUUUUCCUUGGAUAUCCUAAAUGUAAUGCUUUCUUCCCUUUUAUUUGCAUGUCUUUUUUUGGGGAGUAGUGUAAUAUAAUAUACUUGUAAUAACAAAUUUGUAGUGUCAGGUUAGUUGAAUAUUUUUCUUGCACUAAGCCAAUGAUAAUAAUAAUUUCUUUUUCCUCUGACUAAAGCAAUUUUCAUUUGUGCAGUCAAGACAGUAUAUAUAAUCUAUUAUACUCUCAAAUAGUUAUCACUUGAAAGGGUUCCAUGGCAGGUAAUGGCCUGCCAUCUCUGGGUCGUGUGAAACUCUGCGAUCUGAUUGCUUGUGAAGGCCUUCCUUCUGAUUCUUAUAAGUUAUCUGUGUCCACUUUGUCACAAUCACUAGCUCAAUAUUCUGCUGCUAUCAUUCAAUUUCCUUCAAGUGAUGGAGCCCUUCUAAGGUCUGGUUUGGAUUCUGCUCACCUCUACUUCCAUCAAAGAGCAUCUUACCCAGCUGCAGAUAUGAUCCAUAACAAUGAAUCUCGUGAGUGGUGCAAGACCUCUGGUUAUUAUGCAGAUCCGCAACAGUGGCAAGAAACCUAUGAUUUCAGACCAGGCUUAACUCCUCCAGAAUCAAAUAGCGGUUUGGAAUUCCCUCCAGCUGGUUUGCCAGAUAUAUUUUCUCUGCUUGGCAAAGCAGCUCGGGAUAUUCUGGAUGCUAUCAGCUUCUAUUUGAACUUGCGUAGCUCGCCUUUUACUGAAAUACUCGAUAAUGUUCCCUUGAGAAGUCGUGAAAUAUCAUCUUCUGUACUGUCUGUUUGCUGUUAUGGAAGGCCAUCCUUUCAGGGACCACAACAUCAUAAUUUAACUACCCAAGAGGAUGGCCAAUUAGUUAUGUUUUCUGAUCAUGAGCACCAAGUUGAUAAAAGCCUGAUAACACUUGUCAAGUCAGAUAAAGCAGGCUUACAUGUAAGAGACUUUCAUGGUCGUUGGAUUCUUGUGGAUGGGGAUCUUGGUCCCCAAGAAGCCAUUGUUUAUCCUGGACUCGCACUCUACCAGGCAACUGCUGGCUAUGUUGGCCCUGCACUACACCGAACAGAGAUUAGUAAUAUGCAGGGUAAUAUGUAUGGACGAUGCUCUCUAGCUUUCAAACUCAUGCCCAAAUCCAUGACCAGUCUCAAUUGUUCGGAGAUGAGGGCAGCUGGUCAUGGGGUUGAAGCUCAGUUUCAGCUUCCAGUACCAGUGGAUGACUUUAUGCAGAGAUCCCACCCCACCGAGCAACUUUUUAACAGAAACAAUUUCCCAAGUUUCAAUUUUCCUACAGCCCAAGAUGGAUCUAUGAAGCCCUUGAUGAGGAGGAGGAAGAAUAAUUCUAGAUGCAAACCUCUCCCACCUUCCAAGAGGUUACGACUAGAGGCACAAAGAGUUCUCAAGGAGAGAGUUCAGGAUAUUGCAGAUAAGAAGGGCAUCAAGUUGAGGUUCUGUAAUCUGAAGGAAUGUGAGAGUCACAUCCAUACACUUGACAGUCCUUGUGCCAAUACAAGAAUGGAGAUCGGGUGGCCACCAGGGGUUCCAUUUGUUCAUCCUCAUGAUCUACCAAACAAGGCAAAGAUUGGUUUUCUUGAAGCAUAUGAACCUGGUUGGACAGCCACUCAUGAUAUGGAGUUAAGUCUAAUAGAACCUGGACAGGCCAGUCAACACUCGGCUAACUGUAACUGAAUCAAUCUCCAUAACUUCUGAUGUGUGGCCACCCUUGAUCAGCUUGUGAUUAUUUGUAGCUGCUUGAUUCUCUCUCACCAUGGUUCUGAGACAUUGUCAUCCUCAACUGGAAAUCUUAUAUUCCUCAUCCGGGACUAGUUGGUGUGCCAUACUCUUGAGUUUGUCCUUCAUUCUCAGCUGACCUUACAGGGAAUCAUGACCCAGUAAUAGAUUGCUUGUAUUUAGAUGAUUUUGAGGGAACUUGGAUUAGUUUCUUGCAGUUUCCUCUGAACUAAUUGUGUUACAGAAUCACCAGGGAAGACUUACUUGUGGCUGACCUUUAUAAAUCCUCUGAAGUUUUGUACUAUGAGCUAUACCACUCACCAACUCUGUUUGAAAGAGAGAACGGGAAUUGUUUG
Molecule: messenger RNA, 4778 nt
Organism: Vitis riparia (riverbank grape)
Lineage: Eukaryota; Viridiplantae; Streptophyta; Magnoliopsida; Vitales; Vitaceae
Exons: 3
Coding region: 2950-4380 (476 amino acids)
Source: RefSeq, a predicted model, not a curated record